UCGGACGUCGUCGGCGGCGGUUUCGAGUUUCCCGCGGGCCGCGAGUCGGCUCAAGUUUUAAUUGCGGUUAGACACUGGAACGAUUAGGUCGUGCUUAUUUUUUCCCUCUAUCUCUCUCGUUAAGCCCACGCGCCCGCGCACUUUGAAAGUCGUCGCAUGUUGUCGAGGGGUGAAAAGUGAAGCUUUGGAAAAAGUGUUUUUUUGUUUUCGUUGAAAUUUUCGUCGGCGCGCCGAUCGUGGGUGAUAUUUGUUUUCGGAUUCCAGCUGGAUCAUUUUCCGUCCUCGGUGAAAAUGAGUACAGUGCUUAGCGGCUGCAGCAAGAAGAGAAAAGUGCCAUCGUGUGUGUAAUCGCUGUGCAGCCGAGCUUGGAAGUUUUUUUUUUCAAAGGUGUUUGUGAGUGAUUUUAGCAACAUCAAAAAAACCAAGCAAUAAAUUUAUAAAAUUCAAAUCUGCCAACACUGUGAGUAAUUGAAUGAGCAAACCGAGUCCCCUGUGGUACUAAAAAAUAAGUAAUACUAAAGCUGAUAGCGCAAUAAAUUGGUGCAUUUGAAGUUCGAUUGAUUGUACGACGACGACGACGACACGAGCAAAAAUAACGACAACCGAGGAGAAGUGUGAUAAGAGCGAUCGGCGAUUUUUUUUUUCGGGGAAGGUGACGUGUGUGAAAUAUUUUUUUUUUCGACAAAGAAAUAUAACAACAGCCUGAUUGUGGCGACGAAGGGAGUAACAUCUCUGUAAAUAGCAGUGCGUGUAUUGUGCGUUCGUUCGAGCGUGUGAGGGAGCUGUUGUUCCGAGAUUUGGAGAUUACAGGUCAAUAUUUGCUUCAACCUUGCUUGCUGCAUCACAACUUCGGAGGCAGAUGAUCAAGAUUUUUGGGAAGUCACGCUCGCACCACAAUUAGUCACCAUCGAUUCCUGUUGCGGCCACCACUGCUGGACGGUCCAGCCCGGUUCGUACCAUGUCAGGAACCUCGUACUGGAAGAUUCUGACCCGAAGGAAAGCCCUCACCAUCGACAAUGACGACGACAGUGGCAGCGGCGGCAGCCAGGGCAAACUGGGCCGGAUAUUGAACACGUUCGAUCUGACGGCGCUGGGCGUUGGCGCGACACUCGGAGUGGGCGUGUACGUGCUGGCCGGGCACGUGUCCAAGGAUCAGGCCGGACCGUCGGUGGUGCUGUCGUUUUUGAUAGCGGCCGCAGCCUCCUUUCUAGCUGGCCUUUGCUAUGCAGAAUUCGGAGCACGAGUGCCCAAAUCGGGCUCGGCGUACAUCUACAGCUACGUGUGCAUCGGCGAGUUCAUGGCGUUUAUCAUCGGAUGGAACCUGAUCCUGGAGUACAUAAUCGGUUCGGCGAGCGUGUCCCGGGGGUUGAGUUUGUACAUCGACACGCUGGCGAACGAUACGAUGAAGCUGCACUUCCGUGAGGUCGCCCCCAUGGAGUGGGACUUUAUGUCCAGCUAUUUCGAUUUCUUCGGGUUCACCGUGGCGAUCUUGCUUGGAGUCGCACUUGCGUUUGGACUGAAGAAAUCGACCAUGGUGAACAACCUGUUCACGGUUCUGAACAUCUUUAUUGUUCUGUUUGUGAUAAUCGCCGGAACGAUCAACGCGGACAUCUCCAACUGGAACAUCAACCCGGCGAACGUGUCCUCGAUAUACAACGUUGGUGAGGGAGGUUUCUUCCCGUUUGGAUUUGAGGGAACGCUGCGCGGAGCGGCCACGUGUUUCUUCGGGUUUGUCGGCUUCGACUGUAUAGCUACUACCGGCGAGGAGGUAAAAAAUCCAAGGAAAGCAAUCCCGAGAGCGAUUCUGCUCUCGUUGUGCACGAUCUUCCUGGCGUACUUUGGGGUUUCAACCGUGCUGACGCUGAUGUGGCCGUACUACAAGCAGGACGUCAACGCCCCGCUGCCGUUCGUGUUCAACGAAAUCGGUUGGAACUUUGCCAAGUGGACGGUGGCCAUCGGAGGUAUUAUUGGCCUCGUGGCCAGCCUGUUUGGGGCCAUGUUCCCCCAGCCUAGGAUUAUCUACGCGAUGGCCCAGGAUGGGUUGAUAUUCAAAGCGCUUGGCGAUGUCAGUCCCAAGUUUAAAACGCCAGUGUUUGGAACGAUGUGUGCCGCCCUGCUCACCGGGACGAUGGCCGGAUUGUUCGAUUUGAAAGCUCUAGUCAAUAUGCUGUCGAUCGGUACGCUGACGGCGUACACCGCGGUAGCGAUCUCAAUUCUCAUUCUCAGAUUUUCGGAAGAACCAAAGAACAACACGAUCCCGUCGACCAGCAAGCAGGCGUACGAGAACUCGAAUCUACUCAAAUCCGGCAAUCGGCUGACCGGGUCUGCCUUCAUGAAGCAACUGUUCUCGGCCGGGUGUAUGAAGGAGCCAACUCGUAUAUCAUCCAAUGUAGUUGGAAUUCUGGUGACACUAUAUUGUCUCGUUUCGCUGGCACUAGCCCUCACAAUCUACUACGCCAAACAGGCGCUCUACGACAUGGAACCGUGGGCCCUCACCCUGGCCGGCACGCUCCUGUCGGUGAUGUUGCUCGUGCUCCUGCUCAUGUCCGUUCAACCGCGCGAAUCCGGCGAGGCCCCCUUUCGCGUUCCGAUGGUCCCGCUGCUGCCCGCCAUCAGCAUAUUCGUCAACAUCUACCUGAUGCUGAUGCUGGACGUGUACACUUGGAUCCGCUUCGGCAUCUGGAUGGGAAUCGGUCUUCCCAUGUACCUGGCGUGUGCCUGUUGUCGUGGUAGUGUAGAGCAGGUCGAGGAAGAGCCUCGGGUGGGUGAGAAUGGCGACGUCUGUACCUCGGAGGGUAUCGAGAAUGGGGGGUUUGAGCAUGGUAGCGAAACGUCGACCGUUACGGCCAACGGGUAUUACUCGAAGAACUUGAGCAACGCGAUCAACGGUGAUGAGAAGGGACUGAAGUUGAUCCCGCUGGGUGGGGUUGAUAAGGAGGUGGGCGGAAAGGAUCAGGAUGUUCUGCAGGGCAGGGCGAAAUCAAGGACUCCGUCACCGAAGAGUAGUAUUGAUGAGAUUGUGGCAGUUUCCGAGAUGGCCGAUUUGGUAACGGAGAAGGUGGAACCUAGUGGGAAGGCAUACUUUGUAGAGGAUGUAAACGAGAAGGAGUCGGAUAGAUCUAGUGAAGAAACCAAUAAAGCUAUUGCAAUUCUCGAUGACAUCUUGGACGAUGAAGAAAAGAACGAGCACACUUACCCGUCGCUGGACGACGAAUCGCUGGCAAGUCCAGUGUUCCGUGAGCAAUCCGUGAUCGCCGAUAUCCAUCGAGAGGAUGAGAUUUCAAUGCUGGUAGAAGAGAUCUUCGCGGAAGUGGCGGCAAAUGCUGCUCAAAAUCAACCUCCGGUUGAAGAAACCGUUGAACCUCCCCCCAUUCGCCCAAGAGCGGCCUUCGUGGUUGGUCAGGAUGAAGACGCGGAAAGCCUGAACUCAACCGAAGAAGAUGUUCACUACAACCGAUUGGACAGUCAAAAGCAGAAACAGUUCAUAAAUCGGUUGAGCACUCUGCUAGUAAAUCCCAAGCAACCUCCACUCAAACGAAAAAGUCCCACAAACCUAACCGAAGAAGACGGUUCGGACAGUCCAAAGCUGCAGAAAAGUAGCAGCGAGCCAAACUUUGUUAUCCUCCUGGACAACAGCACUGCCACAAACGAAAGUGAAACCGACACCGCGGAACACUCGCCUCAAGGUUCCGUACCUCCGGCGCCAAAGUUCGACCAAGUCGUGUACAACACGCUCAAGCCUGACAGCGAACUGGUCAAGGUCACCUCGCCAAUCCCACCGCGAAGUCCCGUUCCCGAAGCCCCCAAAUUCGACCCCGUACUGUACAGCACCCUCGGGAAAUCCAAAUCCCCACGACCCUCGCUACUCCACUCGCCAACCAUCAAUACCUCAGGGUACAGCGAAGUGACCCUUCGCAAGCUUACCCAAACCCCGCCAGCUGUCGACACCAAAACUCCCGAAGCCACCGAGGACGACCCCGAUCCCUCGGCCAACCCUCGCGAAGUGUUCAAAUCCAAGCUCGAACAGCUGCUCCAACGUGGUCCCACCAACAAACCCCGUCCCCGGACGGUCGCGAUCGUCGAUCGCCAAGUUUCGUUUCCCCCACCCGUCGCAUCCGUAACGCCCACCCAACCUGCUCCUCCUCCGUCAACGGUCACCCCACAACAACCCACCGAGGUCACCUCGCCGACCGCCAACCUCACCACGCUCCGGCCGUUCGACACCAAGAAGAAGCAGAAGCUGCUCUUUGACGAUGUGAUCAAGGCGAUCACGCCGGAAACGCGACCGAGCGUCAUUCGCAGCUCGCUCGAGCACCGGAUGUCGUUUACGGAGUUUAAGAACGGGCUGAAAAAGACGGUGCCACCGAAGCAGUACCUGCCGAAUGCGUGAUUGUGGGAGCGAGAGAUUGAAUGAGCGAUGCGAACGUUAGAAGCGGUGCUUUGUACAGUUUAUUUGAUUAAUAGUAGACAUUAACGUAGAUAGUUAAAAAAUAUUUACUUACAACAAUGUUGGAUGCACUUCGGUUUUUACUCUUUCUGCUCAAUAUCUCAAAUGUGUUUUGAUAUAAA
Culex quinquefasciatus (southern house mosquito) is the source of this 4569-nucleotide messenger RNA. RefSeq names its product cationic amino acid transporter 2. Gene Ontology annotation, biological process: amino acid transport; transmembrane transport. Gene Ontology annotation, cellular component: plasma membrane. The record is from RefSeq and is a predicted model, not a curated record. Gene Ontology annotation, molecular function: amino acid transmembrane transporter activity. The transcript has 7 exons. The coding region runs from base 959 to 4390 and encodes 1143 amino acids. NCBI's taxonomy places the organism in Eukaryota, Metazoa, Arthropoda, Insecta, Diptera, Culicidae.